This is a messenger RNA of Arvicola amphibius (Eurasian water vole), 2208 nucleotides long. It is a transcript of the gene Brsk2, whose product is annotated as BR serine/threonine kinase 2. Gene Ontology annotation, molecular function: protein serine/threonine kinase activity; ATP binding; tau-protein kinase activity. The record is from RefSeq and is a predicted model, not a curated record. Bases 1 to 2208 code for a protein of 735 amino acids. Gene Ontology annotation, biological process: intracellular signal transduction; protein phosphorylation; microtubule cytoskeleton organization. NCBI's taxonomy places the organism in Eukaryota, Metazoa, Chordata, Mammalia, Rodentia, Cricetidae. Gene Ontology annotation, cellular component: cytoplasm. The transcript has 20 exons.
AUGACAUCGACGGGGAAGGACGGCGGCGGGGCGCAGCACGCGCAGUAUGUGGGGCCCUACCGGCUGGAGAAGACGCUGGGCAAGGGGCAGACAGGCCUGGUGAAGCUGGGAAUCCACUGUGUCACCUGCCAGAAGGUCGCCAUCAAAAUUGUCAACCGCGAGAAGCUCAGUGAGUCGGUGCUGAUGAAGGUGGAGCGAGAGAUUGCCAUCUUGAAGCUCAUCGAACAUCCCCAUGUCCUGAAGCUGCAUGACGUCUAUGAAAACAAAAAAUAUUUAUACCUGGUGCUAGAACAUGUGUCUGGGGGGGAGCUGUUUGACUACCUGGUGAAGAAGGGACGGCUGACCCCCAAGGAAGCCCGCAAGUUCUUCCGGCAGAUCAUCUCUGCACUGGACUUCUGCCACAGUCACUCCAUAUGCCAUAGAGACUUGAAGCCAGAGAACCUGCUGCUGGAUGAGAGGAACAACAUUCGUAUAGCAGACUUUGGCAUGGCAUCCCUGCAGGUGGGAGACAGCCUGCUGGAGACCAGCUGUGGAUCCCCACACUAUGCCUGUCCGGAAGUGAUUCGGGGCGAGAAGUAUGACGGCCGCAAGGCAGACGUGUGGAGCUGCGGUGUGAUCCUGUUCGCCCUGCUGGUGGGGGCUCUGCCUUUCGAUGAUGACAACCUGCGGCAGUUGCUGGAGAAGGUCAAGCGUGGCGUGUUCCACAUGCCACACUUUAUCCCGCCAGACUGCCAGAGUCUCCUGCGUGGCAUGAUUGAGGUGGAUGCAGCUCGGCGCCUCACGCUAGAGCACAUUCAGAAACACAUAUGGUAUAUAGGAGGCAAGAAUGAGCCAGAGCCGGAACAGCCUAUCCCACGCAAGGUUCAGAUCCGCUCACUGCCCAGCCUGGAAGACAUUGACCCCGAUGUGUUGGAUAGCAUGCAUUCGCUGGGCUGCUUCCGAGACCGCAACAAGCUGCUGCAGGACCUGCUAUCUGAGGAGGAGAAUCAGGAAAAGAUGAUCUAUUUCCUCCUCCUGGACCGGAAAGAACGGUAUCCCAGCCAUGAGGAUGAGGACCUGCCUCCCAGGAAUGAGAUAGACCCUCCCCGGAAGCGUGUGGACUCCCCGAUGCUGAACCGGCAUGGCAAGCGACGACCUGAGCGCAAGUCCAUGGAAGUGCUCAGUGUAACAGAUGGUGGCUCCCCGGUGCCUGCACGGAGAGCCAUUGAAAUGGCCCAGCACGGCCAGAGGUCUCGCUCCAUCAGCGGCGCCUCCUCAGGCCUUUCUACGAGUCCUCUCAGCAGUCCUCGGGUGACCCCUCACCCCUCACCAAGGGGUAGUCCCCUUCCUACCCCCAAAGGGACGCCUGUCCACACGCCAAAGGAGAGCCCAGCUGGCACACCAAACCCCACACCACCAUCCAGUCCUAGUGUUGGAGGGGUGCCCUGGCGGACACGGCUCAACUCCAUCAAGAAUAGCUUCCUGGGCUCACCUCGCUUCCACCGCCGGAAACUGCAAGUUCCCACGCCAGAGGAGAUGUCCAACCUGACCCCAGAGUCCUCUCCAGAGCUGGCCAAGAAAUCAUGGUUCGGGAACUUCAUUAACCUGGAGAAGGAGGAACAGAUCUUUGUGGUGAUCAAGGACAAGCCCCUGAGCUCCAUCAAGGCUGACAUCGUCCAUGCCUUCCUGUCGAUACCCAGCCUCAGCCACAGCGUCAUCUCCCAGACAAGCUUCCGGGCUGAAUACAAAGCAACAGGGGGCCCAGCAGUGUUCCAGAAGCCAGUCAAGUUCCAGGUGGAUAUCACUUACACUGAGGGUGGAGAGGCCCAGAAAGAGAACGGCAUCUACUCAGUCACAUUCACUUUGCUCUCAGGCCCCAGUCGCCGCUUCAAGAGGGUGGUGGAGACCAUCCAGGCCCAGCUGUUGAGCACCCAUGACCAGCCAUCAGCCCAGCACCUGUCAGACAACACUAACUGUAUGGAGGUGAUGACGGGGCGGCUUUCCAAAUGUGGCACCCCAUUGAGUAACUUCUUUGACGUAAUUAAACAACUUUUUUCAGACGAGAAGAACGGGCAGGCGGCCCAGGCCCCCAGCACACCCGCCAAGCGGAGUGCCCACGGCCCCCUGGGUGACUCCGCGGCCGCUGGCCCUGGAGGGGACACCGAGUACCCGAUGGGCAAGGACAUGGCCAAGAUGGGGCCGCCCGCCGCCCACCGUGAGCAGCCUUAG